Messenger RNA from Entrophospora candida, 700 nucleotides. Lineage: Eukaryota; Fungi; Glomeromycota; Glomeromycetes; Entrophosporales; Entrophosporaceae. The record is from the annotation of a GenBank genome assembly.
AUAAUUUAAGAAGUAUAGUAAAUGAUGCUAUUUCAUUAGCAAAAAAUGAAUACCCCCAAGAAGCGCAAAAUAAACUUCUUACUGUUUCUCUACAGUUUGAUAUUGCCUUUGAAGGUGUAUGUAGCCUUCGUGAUAUCGAAACAGCGAAAGAAAUUGAACAAAUUAAUAAGGAAGAAACCAAGAAAAAUAUGAGAGAAUUAAAAGGAAAACUUAGGGUAUGGAAAUCGUCUCCAUUUGCCAUGGAACUUUAUAAUUUUUUAGAUCAUGUGGAAGUCGAUAAUCUAAGAUGGCAAGAUCCAUUUGCCAGCCAAGUAAUUAGCGACAAAUCAUAUUUUGUGCGAAAUUUACCCAGGAAUAUUUAUCAUAAUUUCAUGGAGCUGUUGCAACAGAUGAAAAUGGAUGCACCGCCCAAUAUCAGAGAGAUGUGUAAUGCAUUUGUAGAAGACUUUAAUAAAGAUGAGAUCAAAAUCUCUCCACCAAAAUAUCUACAUAACCAUACUUGGAAAGAAACAAAUGAGGAAUUAGCAGACAUCUCUACUGAGAUUUUAGAAUCUUUAAACAAUAUCUGGAGAAACUCUGCAUUUGAUCCAGAGUUUGCAAAAGCACAAAGCGAAGGAACUUAUGUGACAGAUGUGAUCGUUCCUUUACUCCGAGUAUCAUUAAAAAAACUCCCAAUAAGGAAUACCACCUUUCUUAGCAC